UGCGCACUGUAGCUCAGUUAGUAGAGCCUCUCCCUUGCCGAUUGGCCUCGUAACCAUAUAUACUCUGUGGACGACUGAUGCAUAGCAAAUGCAUCAUCUUUGAUAUACUUGUUCGACGCACCUUUUUCUGUGUCAAGGCAGUUAAUUGAAACAUGAAAUUUAAAUAUUGCGGUAAUAACAACGCACAGCUGUCCAGUGGGCGAGGCUACACACUUAUGGAGCUACUUAAGGGCUCUGGCGAAUUCUGCAAGGCACAAUAUCACAUCAAAUAAGCAAGAAAGAAGCCUGAUUCAUAUGCCAAUCUGAGUGUGCAUUGUCUUGAGUGUCAGUGUGAAUAGUGGGAGACUGAACUUGGUGAUGGGGUAAAGUGAAGGCGUGAAAUAAGCGGGUCCUCUGUGGCUGCGUUAUCGUCUGCUGCUGCUGCUGCCGCCCUUCUGCUUUGUGGUCUCUCUGGCCAAAGUUGCGCAGGAGAGGUCCCAAUCUUCAGCAGCAUUUCGGCAAAAUCAAAAUUGGGGAUCAUCACCACGUCUGGUGGAGGAAGCUCGAGCUCCUCAUCGUUGCCCCCCUACCAGUCCUUUCCUUCACUAGCUCCAUCCUCUUCAAGCUUUUUACCAUUCAGUUUUUAUCAGUAAAGAGCCAAAGUGAGUCUGUUCUAAGUGUGUGUAUAUAUAGAGCGUGAUUGUGGAACGGUGUAUAAUAUCAGAUUACAGCCUUUUUUUAUAAAUAAGUAUAUACACAUAUAUAUAUAGAAUAUAUAUAUAUUUGUAAUUAUCAAGAAGAGAUCUCACACAACUUCAUCCCAAGUUUAGAGGUCUCCCAAGGUGGAAGGUGCCCAGCCAACCACUUGAGAUUAUCAUUCAUCGCCAUAUUUCCCUAUUAUCAUCUUAAACAACCGUACUUCCAAGCCCUGCAUGAAAAAGGAAACCACCAUUGCAAAAGAGUAUAUAUAUAUUACUGCCCAGAUUGUUUUUUACGAGCGUUAUGAGUGCAAAUAGUGCAAACAUGAGAUCCAAGAGCAUCAGACCCGCCCCCUCAGAAAUUGAAUACAAGAACAUGCGCUUCCUCAUCACAGAUCGACCCACUGAUUCAACCAUGCAGAGCUAUAUUGAGGAGUUGGUGAAGCAUGGUGUACAUGACGUGGUUCGUGUUUGUGAACCAACAUAUAAAACAGAUGAACUCAAGAAAGCAGGAAUUUCUGUGAUGGACCUGGUGUUUGAUGAUGGAACAUUCCCUCCUGCAGAGAUUGUUGAUGAGUGGCUGGGAUUGUUGCGGCGCCGUCACCGUGAAGACCCUGGAUGUACCGUGGCUGUUCACUGUGUUGCUGGCCUUGGUCGUGCUCCUGUGCUAGUUGCCAUAGCCCUCAUUGAGCUUGGACAGCGCUAUGAGGAUGCUGUAGAACUUAUUAGGCAGAAAAGACGAGGAGCCAUCAAUGCCAAACAACUGGCCUAUUUGGAGAAGUACCGUCCCAAGUCUCGACUUCGGCUAAAAAAUGGCCAUAAGACUGGUGCGUGCUGUGUGCAGUAAAAAUUCUUAGUGGAGCAUCAGUAGCACCUGAAAAUUAAAUUUUGUUUAGCGUCCAAUUGGUUGAUUGCCAUAUUGAUGAAUUAGUGAUAAAUUUUGUCAUUAAUUUCUGUGGCAUAGUUAGCAAUGGAUUCAUUGUACUUUCUUUAUACCAUUCAAUUUCUGUAAAGGAGUGUUUGGUAUAUGAUAUCUUAAGUUAUCUAGAUUUAAAAUUUGACGGGACGCUUCUUCACAAAUAUGAAGAAAAAAAUUAAAAAUACCAGAAAGUUGGAGUUCGUAGAUAGUACUUUAAUGAGGCUCAUUAUUUCUCAAAAUAUGCAAGGGAAGUGAGCUUAGGAAGCAAGAUUGGUUUGGAGCUGUCGGUGAAUGCUAACUUGUAUUGAGAGAGCCUCCUAAUAUUCCAGAUGAAAGUAAUGGCAAAGACAUUAUGCUUAACCCCCUCUGUUCUGAUAUAAAGCUCCUGUCUACUAAUACAGUACAGUACUUUAAAUUUAUGGAGUGGUAAAUUGUCCUAGUUAAAUGAAAUAUGCCUUUUGGCCUUGUUACCAUGACUAUACUUGGAAAACUUUCCUGCUUGUAGUAGUCACAGGGGGGAGGGGGGUGGUAUAUUGGAUAAUAAAGCUGCCUUUAAUACCAAAUAGUGAAAUCUUAAAUACAUUGCCCCCUAAGAUACCUAGAACUUGAAAUAUGUUUGAUGGCACGAGUAAACCAGCAAGAGUAUUAGAAGUCUCUCAUUAAAUUUUUUAUUUUAUUUUAAAGUAUGAAAAAUGUGAAAUUUUAAGUGAUGCUUUAGUAAUGUUUAGUCCAAUGGCACGAUGUAAUGGAUCUUUUAAAAACAAAAAGAUAAUGCGUUAUCGAGACAUGGCAUUGCUAACCCGCCCAGGUUGUUUCUGGUCAGACACAUGUGCCUUGACGAGUAUGGCAGUUAGCACAUAUCAUGCCCCGACCCCCUUUGUUCCUCUACUCCAGCUGCAGAAGGUGUCUUCAGACUUUGCAUAAUUAAUUUAAGAAUGCAAUUUUAUAUAUCAUGCACUCUUUAGGAACAAAAUAGUCUGUGCAGGAUUUUAUUAAUUAUGAAUUUACAAUGAAAUGUGAAUUUACUUGCAUGGCAGGCCAGCCUCUGUAACUUCCUGGCUUAGUAACACUCAAAUUUUCUAUUUGUAAACAUUCUUGGACUGACUUUUGAGCAUGUCCUUAGUUCAACAAAAGUAACAGUUAUCAUUUGUAUGAAUAUUUUUAAUGUUUUAAUUCUUAAAAGUCUCUCUUCUUUAAAAAGAUGUGUUCCAAGGGUGGGGGUGGUGUUGAACUGACUGACUCAUCCAUUCUCUUAUCACCCCCUUUCAACACUAUUCACUCCCUAACUGAUAUAACAGUUUGCAUUAAACUUUUCAUAUUUUUAUAAAGAGAUGGAUUUUUUGUAAAUUCUUGGUAAGUUAAAGUGAAUCAUUUUAAUUACCUAACCAAUUUGUUAAGAUGUUUGUAUUUGAAAGCUCCAAAUUGUUGGGGUAUUGACAUUCUCAAAUAAGGAAUUUCAGAUUAGAGAGCUUUUGCUGUAGUUUGUAUUCUAAUUUUUAUCUCUUUUUCUUUUCUUGUUAAUUAAACCUAUGUUGCAUAUUCAAGGGGGGUUUUUGUAUCAUGUAAAUGAAUUUUUUUUAUCAUUUAUUGACCCUUAGAAUUGCAAAAGUAUGUGAUAUAGCAGAAUGUGGGUGUACAAUAUCUAGAAACCUCUCAAUUUUCAAAGAGUCAGUCCCUAGAACAGACGAAGACUGGGCACCAUAGCGCUAACUGUCAGGUGGAAUAAGGUUGAUAUGUGUAUAAAAUCCUUUGAAUUCAGCCCUUGUGAGCAGUUACCACUAUCCUGCCUCGACCCUUCAUUUUAAGCAUCCUAUGCAGCUGAGACUGUGUUGAUGAUUAUGAAUGUAAGUUUUGUUCUGGACUUAUUAUACGUAUGAUUGAGGAGUGAAUGGGUGUUGAUAGUGGAUCGAUGUGUUUACGGAAGUCUUGGCAUCUUCCGAACUCCGGUGCUGUUUUGUCUAGUAGACUAUGGUUAAUGAGGUGAACAUCAACAACAACAUAAUUGACCUUUUCCUUUAUUUCAUUUUUUUCUUUAAUUUUGACCUCUCAAGGUUUUUCUUAACUCUUGCAAGUCCUCUUCCACUAUAUAGCAGGAUUUUUGGAUUCGAGCAACACGCUUUAUUUGCUCUCAUUCAUAAAGGGAAAGUCUGUUUUGCUUGAAACCAGUUUAUCUGAUUUAUUAGAAUGGACUUUGAAAGUGGGAAGAUUUCCACUUUAAUCGUGUUAGUUGAUUUAUUGAGUUAUCCUCAGUUAUUUUUCAUUCCACUUUGAACAUAUAUAAACAUUUAGCAUAAGUUUGUUCAUGGUGUUAAUGUCAUAAACCAAUGAAAUAUACAAUGAGGUCUUCUAUAUCUUGUGUGUUGUCAUUCAAGUCAGCCGGGUAGAUUGUAUCAGACGGUUUUAGGUUAUUAUAAUUAUUUUAAACGUACUUUUUUCAGUUGUAUAUAGAUUUUUAAUAACAUAAUGCUUUGCUGAUUCUUAAUAACAUUUUUCCUUAAAUGCUUUCUUAAUCUUAAAAAAAAAGAAAAAAGACCAGAUUCCUUUUCAAGGUUUCACUCCUUUUGACAAACACGUUAAUGGGGAUUAUUAAAAAAUAAUUUAGUUUUUAAAUUUAUUUUGCACUCUGCACUUUCAUGUUGUUUAGUUGAUAAAAAUAUAAUAACAAUAUAGAGGAGAAAGGCAUGCUAUAUUGCAUCACAAUUUUCCCGGACUGAUUUGACCUGCCUCAGCUCUGUAGUUAUGUAGACUUACAUGGCUGUGAACCUAUGCCAUACUUUGCUAGCCACAAACACCCUACCCUUCUUCUAAGGAGUGCAUGGAAGAUCUGCCAAUGUAAGUCUGAAUGUUGUAUUGCUUUGAAGCAUCUACAGUCAAACCUUGUUUCUUCCAGCCUCAGGGAAUAAAAUAGAAAAAAUUAUAGGGCAUGUUUUCACUGCUUUGGUGAACUUUUGUCGGGGGAUAUAAAGCUGAUUGAGCUGACAAUUAUUCUGGGUUGAAUUAACAAGGUCUGAGUGUUUUUCUUAGUAUGCCAGGGCCAGAGGUGAGCAUCUUCACACCAGGCUGAUGCACAAAGCUGGAGAUAGUGGCAUAUGGCAUUCUGUGUUUGCCAAGAGCAUUGUUAUUUUAAUACUGGCCUCCUGGCUCUGGCAUUUGAAGGCCAUGAUGAAAGAAGCAAAUUCCUAAGUGGUGUAACAAAUAUUUGGCUCUUCAUCCUAGAGUCAAAAUUCAUGUGCAUCUAUGAAGAAUUAUUUCUUUGUCUGUUCCUUCAGUAAGUCAUCCAUGGUGAUCACAUGCGAUGAAGAUGGGAACAAAUUUUUAAGAUAAACUUUUGAAUGUUCAUAAUUAUUGUGCAGAUGGCUGAGAAAGCUACAGCCCACUGAUGUGGGGCACCUAGAGUAGGAUUUAUACCAAAAAUGGGAUGUUUUGAUCUGGGAAAGAAGGAUUUUAUAAUUAGUUUUUCUUACACAGAAAAUGGCUUAGUGGCAUAGCAACUUCCCACAUUGCUUUUUAGGCUGAUGGGAAGCUUUGGAUUUGAUUGAUCUUUGAAGAAUGAAGUUUGCAUUACAGUACUUAGCAAUCUUUUCAGUGCAAGUAUGACAUCCCAUUCUUUGUGUAAACCCUUCCUUGUAGAAGAGAUGAGGUGCUACAUGCACCCUACAGUAGAAUGUAACCAGAACCAUUUUAGUCAUUCGGACAGCCUAUUGUAUCUCACCUUGAAGUGUAUUUGGUUAUGUACAUAAUUAUUAUUAUAGUUUUUUGUGUUAAGUUUAUUCGAAAUUCACCCAAGCAGAAGACAUAAUAGAUACAUGUGUUGAGUUUGCCAAUUUGUAUAAGAUUUUAACAUGGCCCCACAUUUUCUUCUCGAUGUGUAUUUUAAGAUCUAAUGUCUUGUGUAUUUUGGAUUUGCUGCUCUUCACUUUUCUAACUUGGGUACUAGACUGAAGAAAAAGGUACCCUCAUUUCUUCCAGGACAUUUCAUCUUUACCUUUCCUGACAUUUUUGAGGAGCAGCAGUCUUGGCUAUAAAGUUUUGUCCAGAGAAAGAUAAGAAAAGUCAGUCAUGUUACCAUUUCAUGUCUUGACUGAAGGAGACUUAUGGAAUGUAUACUUUCCUGCAAAGGUAUCUAGACAGUGCAUGACAAGCAGGUAGAGUACGUAUUCAAUAUCUUUAACUGUUCAUCAUUAUGAGCUUGGCCACAGGAAAGAAGUGACAAUUACUUCUUUGUUCAGAGGAUUGUCAUAUGAGAGCUCCCUAUCAUUCUCAUUAUGUGAUCAAUCUAGAGCAAGAGAACCUUAUUUUUCUUCAAAUCUUUGUACUCUUAACAGCUAUGGUGCCUAUUUUUAUUUGUUAAAGGCCUGCCUUGCAUUUUAUCAUAUAUUAAAUUUUACAUAGAGCAGUUUUGUUUAAAACAAAUUUUAUAUUGCAAUAUAUUUGAAUUGAUAUUCAUCCCAUGCUGAUUAUCUUUAAAUUUUGUUGUGAUGAGACCAGGGAUUAAUGACUGUUGGUCUUGUCUGCAAUGAGUUUUCCAAAUAUUACAAUUGAAAAACUUACUUGCUGAAUUCUAAACCAAUUGUCACUGCUAUGGAUCUUGUUGCAUGUUGCGCUUUCCCGCAUCACCCCACCUCUCUCCUCCCCUCCCAAGACAGUUUCCUGGCCAAGCCCCCAAGUUUGGCCACAAGAGCGUGUAGUGGCCAGCUCGUCAUUAUUAUGUUGGCGGCCCAUGCGCCAUAGUUGCGCUAGGUGGCCCAUGUGUCAUUGUUGCGUGGGGCUCCUGGUGGCACCUCUGUGGCAUAAUUACUGUGGAGCUUGCCAGGCCACACACAGCCUUUGUAAGUGUCUGUAUUUUUGGCUAACGAUAGCAGUGUGAACUUGUUCAUAAUAAAAUAAUGGUUUUUUGGUAUAA
Messenger RNA from Homarus americanus (American lobster), 6499 nucleotides. RefSeq names its product protein tyrosine phosphatase type IVA 2-like (gene PRL-1). The coding region runs from base 982 to 1524 and encodes 180 amino acids. Gene Ontology annotation, cellular component: nucleus. The transcript has 5 exons. NCBI's taxonomy places the organism in Eukaryota, Metazoa, Arthropoda, Malacostraca, Decapoda, Nephropidae. Gene Ontology annotation, biological process: protein dephosphorylation. The record is from RefSeq and is a predicted model, not a curated record. Gene Ontology annotation, molecular function: phosphatase activity.